CAAUAUUUUUGAAAUACACUUUGCAGUGUAUUUGUUUGUAGACCGGUCUAUAUCGAAGUGAAGAACCUGAAUCUUCAAAGUGGUGUGAUUGGAAAGUUGGUGAUCAGCGAAAUCGCUGAUCGAUAUUUGAUCGAACCAUGGUCGUGACUAGAACUUACGACGUAAGAUGAGUAGCAACAAAAAAUCCAUUGUCAAGGACGACAAAAAAAGCUCUUCGAGCAAAGAAGAGAGUCCGGCGGGCGCUAAAGAUGAUGGAGGUUCGGGUUCGACAGGAAGCAAUGGAGUGGUUAGUGGAGAACCAUCGCAGCCAGGAAGCAAGCCUGGAUCUGCCGGAGCAACUACGAGAGAAGGUGCCCAAAGGCUGCUGGGCCUUGCCUCCAGAGGAGAAUGGUCACCCGUGGACCAGUUGCUCAAAUCUCUGGAGAAGGUGGCACAGAAUGCGAGCGAGGAUGGAAACCCUCAGCCCCUGGCUGGUGUCAUGGACCCGGCUACUAAUAUGACACCCUUGAUGUAUGCCGUAAAGGACAACCGUACAGCAUUUUUGGACAGAAUGAUCGAUCUUGGUGCUGAUAUUGGAGCUAGGAAUAAUGAUAAUUAUAAUGUGCUUCAUAUCGCUGCUAUGUAUUCUCGAGAAGAUGUUGUCAAACUAAUUUUGUCAAAAAAAGGCGUAGAUCCUUACGUUACUGGUGGGCCGAGGCAUCAAACAGCCGUACAUCUUGUCGCCUCCAGGCAAACGGGAACAGCCACUUCCAUACUUCGGGCUUUAUUAGGUGCAGCUGGACGAGACAUAAGACUUAAAGUUGAUGGGCGUGGAAAAAUUCCACUUCUUCUCGCGGUUGAAGCAGGUAACCAGUCUAUGUGUCGAGAACUUUUGGCUCAACAGGCGCCAGAUCAACUUCGUGCCACAACACCUGCAGGAGAUUCAGCUUUACAUCUGGCCGCUAGAAGGAGAGACGUAGACAUGGUCAGAAUUCUUGUGGAUUAUGGAGCUUUAGUGGACAUGCAGAAUGGGGAAGGGCAGACUUCCCUUCACAUCGCGAGUGCUGAAGGUGACGAAACACUUGUAAAGUAUUUCUAUGGAGUCAGGGCUUCUGCUUCAACAGCCGAUCAUCAGGACCGUACACCUAUGCACUUGGCAGCUGAGAACGGUCAUGCUUCCAUUAUCGAACUGCUUGCCGAUAAAUUUAAAGCAAGCAUUUUUGAGAGAACCAAAGAUGGUUCUACGUUAAUGCACAUCGCCUCUUUGAACGGUCAUUCUGAAUGUGCCACCAUGUUGUUCAAGAAAGGUGUGUAUCUUCACAUGCCGAAUAAAAGGGGUGCGAGGUCUAUUCAUACUGCAGCGCGGUACGGACAUGUAGGAAUCAUCAGUACUUUACUUCAACGUGGGGAAAAGGUUGACGCCACCACGAACGACAAUUACACCGCUUUGCAUAUAGCUGUGGAGAGCGCAAAGCCUGCCGUUGUCGAGACUCUGUUGGGUUACGGUGCAGAGGUGCACGUCAGAGGUGGGAAACUACGUGAGACUCCACUUCACAUAGCAUCUAGGGUCCCGGAUGGCGACAGGUGUGCGCUGAUGUUGCUCAAAUCUGGCGCUGGUCCUAAUUUAUCAACCGAUGAUGGACAAACGCCAGUUCAUAUUGCAGCGAGUCACGGAAAUUUAGCUACUCUCAAACUUCUGUUAGAUGAUGGUGGAGAUCCCAUGUGGAAAUCUAAAAGUGGAGAAACUCCUUUGCAUCUAGCAUGCAGAGGUUGCAGAGCAGACGUAGUCCGUCAUCUAAUUGAAUUCGUUAAAGACAAAAAAGGUCAAGAUUUAGCGACAGGUUACGUCAAUAGCCUAACUAAUGAAGGUGCUAGUGCUCUUCAUUACGGUGCUCAAAUUGAGCCUCCAGAAGUAGUGACUCCCGGAGAUGACCGAGCAGUUGUUCGAGCUCUUCUAGAAAGUGGUGCUGAUGUUUCUCUGCAAACGAAACAAGCACAAGACACAGCUUUUCAUUACUGUGCUGCAGCAGGAAACAACGAAGUACUUUCGGAAAUGAUCACCGGUAUGUCAGCGACGGAAGUUCAAAAAGCCUUAAACAAACAGAAUGCAGUGGGUUGGACACCUUUGUUAAUAGCUUCACAUCGAGGGCACAUGGAGCUUGUUUCAAACCUCUUAGCUAAUCAUGCGAGGGUUGACGUAUUUGAUUUAGAAGGUAGAUCAGCUCUUCACCUAGCAUCUGAGCGUGGAUACAUCCAAGUCUGCGACGCCUUGUUAGCAAAUAAAGCGUUCAUUAACUCAAAAUCCCGUGUUGGGAGAACAGCUCUCCACCUGGCUGCGAUGAAUGGUUAUACGCACCUUGUGAAAUUUUUAGUACAAGAUCAUGGUGCAGCGAUAGAUGUGCUAACACUUAAGAAACAGACUCCUCUUCAUUUGGCUGCUGGCGCCGGUCAGUUGGAGGUGUGCAAACUGUUGCUUGAACUGGGCGCCAGCAUAGAUGCAACCGAUGAUCAGGGCCAGAAGCCAAUUCAUGCAGCUGCGAUGAACAACUAUGCAGAAGUUGCUCAACUCUUUCUGCAGAGGCACCCAAGUUUAGUAAUGGCAUGUACUAAGGACGGAAACACGUGUGCACAUAUUGCGGCUAUGCAAGGAAGUGUUAGAGUGAUAGAAGAAUUGAUGAAGUUUGAUAGGCAAGGUGUUAUUUCUGCUAGAAAUAAAUUAACAGAAGCUACGCCACUACAAUUGGCUGCCGAAGGUGGUCAUGCUGAGGUUGUAAAGGCUUUGGUCAGAGCAGGAGCUUCUUGUGCUGAUGAAAAUAGAUCUGGUUUCACUGCAGUUCAUCUUGCAGCUCAACAUGGACAUGGUCAAGUCCUAGAAGUUAUGAGGUCUUCCCAGUCCCUUAGAAUCUCUAGCAAGAAGCUUGGUGUGACGGCUCUUCACGUGGCUGCAUACUUCGGUCAAGCAGAUACCGUCAGAGAGUUACUGACCCAUGUGCCAGGAACUGUAAAGUCUGAUCCUCCUACUGGAGGAUCAUUGGUAGGCGAGUUAGGAAGUGAAUCCGGAAUGACACCUCUUCACCUUGCGGCUUAUUCAGGAAACGAAAACGUCGUUCGAUUACUGUUAAACUCUGCAGGCGUUCAGGUAGAUGCAGCGACGUUUGAAAAUGGCUUCAACCCCCUUCACCUAGCAUGUUUUGGAGGCCACAUCACAGUAGUUGGUCUUCUCCUCAGUAGGUCUGCAGAACUGUUGCAUAGUGCUGAUCGUUACGGAAAGACGGGACUGCACAUCGCGGCUACUCACGGCCAUUACCAGAUGGUCGAAGUCCUGCUGGGUCAAGGUGCAGAGAUAAACGCCACAGAUAAAAACGGCUGGACGCCUUUGCAUUGCGCUGCACGAGCAGGUUACCUCGACGUCGUUAAACUCUUAGUGGAAAGUGGAGCAUCUCCUAAAAAUGAAACAAACCUUGGAAGUGCUCCCAUCUGGUUUGCAGCUUCCGAAGGCCACAACGAUGUCCUUAAGUAUCUCAUGGAAAAAGAGCAUGACACCUACACACUAAUGGAAGACAAGAGGUUCGUCUAUAAUAUGAUGAUAUGCAGUAAGAGUCACAACAACAAGCCGAUAGAGGAAUUUGUACUAGUUUCACCUGCACCAGUCGAUACAGCAGCAAAAUUAUCCAACAUUUACAUGAAAUUAUCCGAGAAAGAAAAAGAGAGAGCAAAAGAUCUAAUAGCUGCUGGGAAACAGUGCGAAACCAUGGCCACAGAACUACUGGCUCUUGCAGCUGGUGCAGAUUCUGCUGGGAGAAUUUUAACAUCCAUGGAUCGAAGGAACGUCGAGUUUUUAGACGUACUGAUUGAAAAUGAACAAAAGGAGGUGAUUGCUCAUACUGUAGUUCAAAGGUACCUCCAAGAACUUUGGCGAGGUAGUCUGAACUGGAAUGCCUUUCGGACAAUGUUACUCUUCAUCACCUUUCUAAUUUGCCCGCCAGUGUGGGUGGUGUUUGCUCUACCGCUGGGACACAAAUACAAUAAUGUUCCAAUCAUAAAGUUCAUGUCGUAUUUAACAUCACACAUAUAUCUGAUGGUAUUUUUGCUAUUAGUAGGCAUCACGCCAAUUUAUCCAGUUGUUCGAGAUAAUCUCCUGCCUUACUGGUACGAAUGGUGCCUUUUAGUGAUGCUCUCUGGCUUAUUGCUUUUUGAACUGACGAACCCCAGCGACAAAAGUGGCCUCGGCUGGAUUAAGUUAGCUGUCUUGCUUUUUGGAAUAUUUGGAGUGGCCUUUCAUUUGAUGGGAUUUUUUAUAAUCAAACGACCCGAAUGGCCUACCUUGUUGUACUUAAGGAAUCAGCUUUUUGCCUUAAGUUUUUUACUGGCUUGUGUACAAAUCCUCGACUUCUUGUCAUUCCAUCAUCUUUUUGGUCCCUGGGCUAUCAUCAUUGGUAACCUUAUGAAAGAUCUGGCCAGGUUUUUGGCUGUUUUGGCAAUAUUUGUGUUUGGUUUCUCCAUGCACUUCGUAGCUCUCAAUCAAGCGUUUAAGAACGAGCCUUGGGAUAAGUCAAAGAUGGAAGAUCGGAAGAAGAAAAAUCAUUUUUCGGAUGUGAAGAUGAACCCGUUACUUGCCUUCGAGUACCUCUUCUUCGCGGUCUUCGGUCAAACGACACACAGCGAGCUCAAGGUCGAGACCCAGCAGCCCGAAUGGACCUCUGGUCUAUUCAAACUGGCCUUUGGUGUUUACAUGUUGGUGUCAGUAGUGGUUUUAAUUAAUCUACUUAUUGCUAUGAUGAGUGAUACCUACCAACGGAUACAGGCGCAAUCAGACAUUGAGUGGAAGUAUGGUCUCAGUAAACUGAUUAGAAAUAUGCACAGAACUACCACUGCCCCUUCGCCAUUGAACCUGAUGACAACUUGGAUCGUCUACUUCAUGAAGCAAUGGAAACAACGAGUAGCUAGGAGAAAGCGACCAUCCCUGGUGCAUAUGAUGGGCUUGCAGCGUACAGGAAGGUUGUCUCCUCGUUCUAAGAUGGGUGCUAAGUGGCUCUCCAAAGUUAAGAAGGGUCAAAUUCGUCCCAAAGACAGUAUUGCUCUUUCUGUUGUACAUCUUAGUCCCUUAGGCAGUCAGUUAUCCUUCAACAGCGCAACGAGAAUUGAGAGUGUCGUUGAUUGGGACUCGAUCAGGAAAAAGUACCUUGCUCUCACUGGAAGUGAACCUGAGAAGGACGUUGAGAAGGAAGAAAAGGAAAAUGAUGAAGAAAAUGAGGAGGACAUCGGACCAACGGCUUCCAACGCUUCCACAGUUCCUGCGACCGCCUCGACUCCACCUAUAUAA
Belonocnema kinseyi is the source of this 5302-nucleotide messenger RNA. It is a transcript of the gene nompC, whose product is annotated as serine/threonine-protein phosphatase 6 regulatory ankyrin repeat subunit C. The record is from RefSeq and is a predicted model, not a curated record. Gene Ontology annotation, molecular function: calcium channel activity; protein binding. Bases 167 to 5302 code for a protein of 1711 amino acids. Gene Ontology annotation, biological process: calcium ion transmembrane transport; GPI anchor biosynthetic process. Gene Ontology annotation, cellular component: glycosylphosphatidylinositol-N-acetylglucosaminyltransferase (GPI-GnT) complex; membrane. The transcript is spliced from 14 exons. Lineage: Eukaryota; Metazoa; Arthropoda; Insecta; Hymenoptera; Cynipidae.